Molecule: messenger RNA, 738 nt
Organism: Microthlaspi erraticum
Lineage: Eukaryota; Viridiplantae; Streptophyta; Magnoliopsida; Brassicales; Brassicaceae
Source: the annotation of a GenBank genome assembly
AUGAAAAAGAAAGAACAAGAGUUGAGCGGCGCCUCCUUCUUCUUGGACGAUCUCCUAGGGCUUCUCUCCUCUGAACUCUCUUCUCACACAGAUGAAAUAGUGAACCAGAGUAUCUGCCCUAGCAUCUCCAACGAAACCAAUGAAAGGCUCAUUAAGACGCCAAGCGAUGAAGAGACACGAUCCGCAAUCUUCUCCAUACAUCCAGACAAAGCCCCCGGACCAGACGGCUUCUCAGACAGUUUUUUCCAUUCAAAUUGGGAAACCAUUGGAGAAGGAAUAACCCGGGAAAUUCAGAACUUCUUCAUCUCCGGAGUGUUACCACAAGGCAUCAACGCUACACAUAUUUGCCUAAUCCCAAAGAAGACAACACCUAAGUCAAUGGCAGACUACAGGCCAAUAGCGCUAUGCAAUGUGUAUUACAAAAUCAUCUCCAAAAUACUAACCGCAAGACUUCACCCAAUUAUGAAUGGGUUAGUGUCGGAAAACCAGUCAGCCUUCGUCCCCGGCAGAGCGAUUACUGAUAACGUCAUGAUAACACAUGAGAUGCUCCACUUUCUGAAAAUUUCAAAGGCAAAGAAGAGAGGCUCAAUGACGAUAAAAAUAGACAUGACAAAGGCGUAUGAUCGAGUCGAGUGGGAUUUCAUCAGGUUGGUACUGACGAGGAUGGGUUUUCACCCUAAGCUUAUAGGGUGGAUAAUGCAAUGUGUGACAUCAGUUACUUUUCAGUUCCUAGUAUAG